Amborella trichopoda is the source of this 1005-nucleotide messenger RNA. Lineage: Eukaryota; Viridiplantae; Streptophyta; Magnoliopsida; Amborellales; Amborellaceae. The record is from the annotation of a RefSeq genome assembly.
AUGGUUCGAAAGGAAGUACCAGUAUCCAAUCGGACACUACAGUGGAAGUGUGUUGAAUCAAAAGCAGACAGUAAGCGUCUUUAUUAUGGUCGUUUCGUUCUAUCUCCGCUUAUGAAAGGUCAAGCUGAUACGAUAGGUACCGCGAUGCGAAGGUCUUUACUUGGAGAAAUAGAAGGAACAUGUAUCACAUGUGCAAAAUCUGAGAGGGUACCACAUGAAUAUUCUACAAUAGUAGGUAUUGAGGAAUCAGUACAUGAAAUUUUAAUGAAUUUGAAAGAAAUUAUAGUUAGAAGCGAUCUGUACGGGACUCGUGAUGCAUUUAUCUGUGUUAGGGGUCCUAAAUAUGUAACUGCUCAAGAUAUAAUCUCACCACCUUCUGUGAAAAUAGUUGAUACUACACAGCAUAUAGCUAGUAUCACCGAACCAAUUAAUUUUUGUAUUGGAUUAGAAAUCGAGAGAAAUCGCGGAUAUCGUACGAGAACCACCAACCAAGAUGCAAGUUAUCCUAUAGAUGCUGUAUCUAUGCCUGUUCGAAAUGCGAAUUAUAGUAUUCAAUGUUAUGGAAAUGAGAAUGAAAAACAAGAGAUACUUUUUCUAGAGAUAUGGACAAAUGGAAGUUUAACUCCUAAAGAGGCACUUUACGAAGCUUCCCGUAAUUUGAUCGAUUUAUUUAUUCCUUUUCUACAUGCGGAGGAGCGGGACCUCCAUUUAGAUGACGAUCAAAACAUAUUUACUGCGCCUUUUUUCCCCUUUCAUGAGGGGUUGGCUUAUAUAGGGAUAGGGGAAAGCAAAAAAAGAAUUGCAUUGAAACGUAUUUUUAUUGACCAAUUAGAAUUAUCUCCCAGGACCUAUAACUGCCUCAAAAGGUCCAAUAUCCAUACAUUAUUGGACCUUUUGAGUAAGAGUCAAGAAGAUCUUAGGAAAAUUCAACAUUUUCGUGUAGAGGAUGUCAAACGGGUAUUGGACAUUCUCAAGAAACGUUUUGCAAUGAAUUUAUUUACCUAA